AUGGGGCGUGGCUCAAUAAUUGAGCUAUUGCUUAAUUAAAAAGAUGUCUGAUCAAAGAGCAAAAGGUCCAACUGAUCGUCUUCCAUCACUCAAAGGAAAGAGAGACCUCACACUGGGAGGAGUCAAAAAGAAAGUAUAUGUUCCUAAUAUUCCAGUACGUAGACCAAAGCCUGAGGCUCCACCCAAAACACAGGAAUCCACACCCACAAUUAAACCAGUGCCAUCAUCAAAAUCUAAAAAGGCCCCACCUCUUGAAAAGGGGAGGGGCAAGAGAAGACGUGAGAUAGUGACAUCAGCUUCAGUGUUUAGUAUGGGACCAGCCGAGGGAGCAAGAGGAAGGGGAGGGGCUACUUUUGGAUCAGUAAAGAAAGACACUGUAGUUAAAGAAGAACGUAAAUCAAAUAAUAGACCAAUAAAGAGAGAGGUUGAAGGAGAUUAUGAAUCAAGUGGUGAAGAAGGAGAAGCUAGUCUCCAUAGAUCUGAUAUUGCAUCAGUUUUUUCUUCAUGCCCCCUCCCUCCUGUGCAGCUGCCAUUGAAACACUUCUCUAGUGACAAAGAGAAACCAUUGGCUCUGAACAUACAAAUAAAGGAAGAACCAAUGGAUACUGAUAUGGUACUGGUCAAACCAGUUCAUCCUGUUUCAGAAACCAGUCAGACCAGUCCUUCGGAGAUAUUCCAACCAACAGAAGAAGGGAAAGGACAAUUCCUUUUAUUUCAGUUGCCAGACUGUCUACCGUUACCCUCUCUUUCUCCUUCACCUGAUGAAUCAAGUUCCAUUGUAACUGGUAGUUUAAGAGAUAUCCCUGAUGGGCUGAUAGGGAGGCUGUCAGUUUACAAGUCAGGGAGAGUCAAUAUAGGCCUGGGGGAUGUGUCUCUUAAUGUUGCCAUGGGAACGAGAGGUGGUUUCUUACAAGAGAUAGCGUCACUUAAGUCAACAACUGGUGAAGGAUCAUUCAUUCCACUAGGGCACUUGUCACAUAAACUAAACUGUACUCCUGACCUUGAAUCACUAGGUUUACAUACUGAAAGAUAAUGAUACAAUUUCAAAGUAGAAGUUGCCAUUGGAA
Molecule: messenger RNA, 1067 nt
Organism: Amphimedon queenslandica
Lineage: Eukaryota; Metazoa; Porifera; Demospongiae; Haplosclerida; Niphatidae
Product: DNA-directed RNA polymerase III subunit RPC4-like
Exons: 9
Coding region: 44-1033 (329 amino acids)
Biological process (GO): tRNA transcription by RNA polymerase III
Cellular component (GO): RNA polymerase III complex
Molecular function (GO): DNA binding
Source: RefSeq, a predicted model, not a curated record